AUGGAGGAUCCUUUGAAUCAUCUAGAUGAAUUUGAUAGGCUUUGUGGCCUCACAAAGAUCAAUGGUGUGAGUGAGGAUAGCUUUAAGCUUAGGUUGUUUCCAUUCUCUCUAGGAGACAAAGCUCACUUAUGGGAGAAGACACUACCAACAGGAGCCAUAACCACAUGGGAUAGGUGUAAGAAGGUCUUCUUAGCCAAAUUCUUCUCCAAUGCCAGAACAGCAAGUGAGUACUAUGAUAGAACAGUAAGGUUUGUUGAUUCUGCACAAGAUGAGAAGUAUAAAAAAGACUUGAAGAUUGUUAAUGAUAAGUUAGACAAGAUUCUGCUUAGUCAACAGAAGAACAUUCACUUUCUUGGUGAUGAGGAUACAACAAUUCAAGAUGGGGAGAAUGAGAUAGCUGAGCUGUGUUAUGUGCAGAACCAAGGUGGUUUCAAGCCUUACAACCAGUUCAAGCCCAACAAUCUAUCUUAUAGGAGUACAAAUGUGGCAAACCCACAAGACUAA
Messenger RNA from Camelina sativa (false flax), 504 nucleotides. NCBI's taxonomy places the organism in Eukaryota, Viridiplantae, Streptophyta, Magnoliopsida, Brassicales, Brassicaceae. The record is from RefSeq and is a predicted model, not a curated record.